UUAUUUAGUUGUUUUGUGUUAUAAUAAUACAUAAAAUUGUUCUGAAGUGCCAUACAAGAUGAUCUCUCUGCCGCCCUGCUCAAAUUUUUUUAAAUAAAUAGGCUCAGUGCAACGCUGCACUGGCACCCUGUAGCUCCACACUUAAAGACCAAUCAAAUAGUUUACUGUCACUGAACACACCCAGUAAGCAAGAAAUGCAAAUAGGAGCAGAAAACAUUAAUUCCAUAUGAAAUCCGCGCGGUAGAAAAGUUUUUAUUUCAACAAAAAUUCAAUCAUACGCAUUAAGACUUCAAAAAAUUUGUGUUAUUUUAAUUUAAUCAAACUAAAUUGGAAAAUGAUACGCACGGAGUGGUAUGAACUUGCCGUGGAUGGUGGACGCACACUCAAAUUUCCAACUAUGGGCCCUCAGCCGGGAGAACCAAAACAUACGGAACAAAGUGAUAUUACUGCAGCAACUGAAGUAUAUUCAACUGUCCCUCAACAAUACGGUGGCAUCAUAAAGAGAGGUGCGUGGUGUUGGAUAUCUACCGGUAAUGUAUUAGAAAUUACAGCGCUACGUACUGGACAGACUAUAGCCACUUAUGGAUUUGUGGAACCACGAGGCUAUGAGAAUUGUUGUAUACGAUGCGUAGAGGAAUUAUUUCCACAGAACAAUGAAACAGUCCUCUUGGCUAUAUCUCUGGAGUGUUUCAGCGCAGCUGAGAGUGGUUGCAGUUUGGUAGCAAUUUAUUCCAUAGAGCGUAAUCAAGUGCUGAGCUGCAUGGAGUUGCCACUACAUAUUACUGCACUAGCUUUUGUCAGUUCAAAUUGUUGCCGACGUUCGCUCUUACAGAAUUUCGACGGUUGUAUUGCAGUGGGUAGUGAAGAAGGUGUAAUCUUACUAUUGGAUUUGAAUAUAAACAAACUAAUUAAUACAUGUGACGAACGUUUAAAAGCUCCAAUUGGACAACUAACAGAUGAUAUAGUAAAAUGUCGGAUUGUUGAUUAUAAUUUACAACUAGCAGAGAUCCAUCGCACGUUUCGGGAAGCGCGACAGGAUGGUGUUAAUUUCGGAUUGCAAGUUGAGGCCAUCAAUGAUCCUUGCGCUGUACAAUCUCUGCUGCCCAUAGACUUGACCCUCGGUUUGGCAGUCGGUACCGAAGAUGGACGAUUGAUACUUUAUGAUUUGGCCGAACUGCAAAUAGUACAUAACGGUGGACGAUUACCGCAACCGCAACGAAGAUUAGCACCCAUAGUGAAAAUGUCCUAUAUAGAGCCGGUAGAUGAUCCACGAUGCUGCCUCUACGUGUGGGCUUUGCAUGAUACUAAUGUAAAUUUGACUGCUGUAAUGCACACGGUUGUGUACGACAAACGAGUAGCAGAAGACGAUGGUUUCUACUACUUCGAAUGUUUUUGUGCGGCCGCGUCUUGUCUAGUACUACCGUUAGAGGAUAAAAAGUGUGUGCCAAUCGGUUGCCAGUCAAUUAACAAACUUGCAUUUCCAAGUCCGCAUAAUAUCAGCCUAAAUGGUAGUAUUUUCAAUAAGACAGAGGCAGAGGAGAAUGGCUAUUGUUUGUGUGCGAUUUCCUGGUAUUCACCACAAGAGGAGAAGAAUAAGCUGCUCAUAUUCGAUUUAAAUCAAUGGUAUAGAGAGGAAAUGCGAAAUUAUUAUGAGGACUCUACAACAAAUCCCAGUUAUUUGGCGGGUUAUGUGUUGAGUAAGCGAGAGUGUGCAUUGAGCUUGUAUGUUGAUCCCAAUACUGUGGCGUACUUUAACACGCUGCAACGCUUUGAGGAGCAUUUCUAUCCGAAUUCGCUGAGUUUCGAUUGUACUCUCCUACAUACGGACAGUUCGCUGGGUUACACUUGGCUGGGUGCGCAAAACAUUGUCAUCAGCAUGUUACGCGCUAGUAAUUCGAGCAUUUUCUUAGAACCGGAAAUGUGUUUUAAAGAGAUUUUGCGUACACGCCUAUUACCGCAAUUCUGUGAAUUGAAUGUAGACUCAACUUUUUCGCGGCUCGCCAUAUAUGAGACCAUUUUAUCCGCCGCUUUGGAGCAUAAUUGUUUUAGUCUACUUCGAGAUUGUGCCAAAUGUUGGGCUGAUGGUAGUUUUAUGGGUUGUAAUUUUACAGCGACCACAGGCAUUUCGCUCUCAACACUCACCGAUUGGCUUUGGAAACGUGCUGCGGAUAUAAAAAAACGCACGAAUGAAUUAUCAAAGCGUCUCUUUGACUAUAGUGUCUUUCCAUUAGAUCAACGUGAGCAAAAAGAGUUUGGUACUUUAACACGUCAGCUGAAAUUAUUGGCUGAUUUGUUGCAUGAGGUGCUGACCGCAGGCAAACGCUAUAUACCGGACAGAGUUUUCCAUACCCUCGAGACACAACACAAGUCCCUAAAAAUGCUUACCGAAUAUCAGGAAGUGCUAUUGUGGCUGGUUAGCAUCGGCCUGCUGCCAGAAGUGCAGCCUCGCAUCGAUAGUUAUAGUUUCUAUCAAGGUAUGCGCAACCGUAAACGUAGCUCAGCUUUGCCGAAAGUCAGAGAGGCAGAUGUACAUUAUCCGUAUGAAGAUUUGAAAAAUUUAUAUGCACGUAAACGUGCGCUAUUCGAACGCGACAACGAUAAUUUCAUCUCCAAGAAGACUGGUAGCUGUCGUUUGCUCUUUGUGGAUGCGCUCAUUGCGCACGAAUGUAACAGUGAUGCGUUACGUGAAUGUUGGUUGGAGAACGGCGGCAAUGGCCUCUACCCACCGCCAUCCAUUGAGGCUAUGCUACGCGUUAUGCUUGUGCCGGAAGUAGAGUUUGAGAGUAAAUGCGCAAUUUUGUUGUAUUUCUUUUUGGAUUUGCAUAUGACCAUGGACGAUCAGACGCAUAAAGGUAUUGUCGAGAGUUUUGUGAAAUUUCCAAGCGUCUUCAAGCUGACAGCUACCCUGAUAAAGACAGUGCAAUCGUUUUGGAAUCUCGACCAUGGUUUAUUUCAGCCCGCUGUAGAGGAGUUUAUUUCGCCCUUUAACAAUAAUCAAACAUACAAUCAAUGGAUGUUGGAGGUACUUGUAGAAUCCCUGCUCACACAAAACGCCGCCGACUACGCAUUGCGUAUCCUGGAAGCGCGUCCAACGCUUAUUUCGCCAAUAUUGAAACUCAAGACGUUACUCGCCAACGAACUUACUUCGGAAGCGUUUCAUUUUGCGCGCACCAAGCAAGAUGACUCACUGCUGGAGCUCUUCUUCAAGUGCUGUCUCUGCGCCGGUAAAUAUGGUGUCAUACGCGAUUUGGCGCUAAACGAACGCGAGGGUCAGCUAGUGCAGCGCCUUUUGCGUAGCAGUAAAAUACUUGGCGCAGAGAACUUACAUUUCGUCUAUCUGUUGCAGAAGUCCAAGUAUAUUGAGGCUGUUUCUUAUUUAGAUGAGCUUUCACGCGCUAAAUCGCAGCGCCAAUGUAGCAAUGAGAGCAGCAAUAUGUUACGCGCCCACGAUACGCCGAACUUGGUGUUGUCCGCCUUCAAUACGACCAUGGCGCCGGUGACACAAGGCUUGACAGACGUCUAUUUCCGCAUUAAGAAUAAGAUCAAGAAAAAGGAGGCGGACAAUCGUUCACCAGUGCCGCUGAGCUGUCAGCUAAUCAAACAGAAUGCCAAUAAUUUACUUGGCGGCAUUUACCACAGCUCAGCAUUGAGCGCGCACUUUGCCACUUACUACUGGGGCGAAAUGCACGACGAACGACGUGCUCGCGACAGCACAACCGCCAACUCUCUGCUAAGUGCAAAUAAUGCGCCGUUCUUACGAAAACCACAAGGUGAAACUUGCCAUCUACAGCUAGAGCAAGCACCACAGACUGGCGUCUCGUAUCCGCGGCCGUACAGGUUGACUGAAAAGCGCACACUAACGGAACGUGAGCUAGAACAAGUUGACGUACCGGAAGAAGUGCCCAAUAUGGCGCUCCAUACAAACGCGCAACCACGUAAGCGUCGCCGUCUCUUGGGUCAGGAGAUCGUUGAGGAUCUAGGUCAUUUCAUUCAGCAAAACAAGUCAGCCAGCCAGUUAACGGCAUAUGGAUUUGAUCUGCAAGGUGUGUGCGAUACUCCCAGCUACACGUCCGAAUGUACACAGCAAGACAAAACAGCCACCGGCGCCGCCGCAUGUACAGAGUAUCUGACGCAGCCGUUGAUGACGCCACGUCGUCGUACAGCAGCGUUAAAUGACAACCGCAGGGAUUCGUGUGUGGGGGCCUCAGAGCUACAUAGCAUACUGAAAACGAGCAACUUACCGGAGCGUAGUGUUCGUGCGCAAAGUGCCCGACGGGAGCUGCACGCUGCCAUGGAUGACAGCAAAAACUUGCGCUUCACAUUACCGGCUGCGACAAUUGCAGAAGAGACGAAAGAGAAGACGGAAAUCAACGCCAAAGAAAGCACUGCAAAAGCAAUCACACAUAAUGAAGAAAUUGCUGAGAGCAAGGAGUCCGGAGCUAAGCCCAGUCGACGGCUGGUAACAACAACUACUGUAGAUGAUGAGGAGGAAAAUGUUGGAAUGAGUGAAACGCCGUUGACAAUAGCCACAACAUUGGAGGCAGUGACUUAUGAAGACGUCGAAAUGGCAGAAGACGACAUAAUUGACGAAGUAUUAAUCGAGGUGCAUCACGAAAAACUAGCUUCCGCCACACCCUCUCCAACCAAGCUUAAAGAAGAAACGCGUGCCAUAUCGGUGAGUUCGAGUGCUUCCGAAAGUAAUCGCGAGUCUGAUGCGCAGGACGAACAGGGCGAAGAGGAAGAAGAUUUCUUUUCUCCUCUGUCUUCGCGUAACAAUUCUCUGUUAGCGGAUAAUCUACGUUCUCCACCUCAAUCCACUACUUCCAUUUUCGAGUCAGCAACAUCGAAAAUAUUCCGUUUCUGCGGCCCACAACCGCGUAAGCCGCUCGCACGUCUUUCAGCCGAACGCAGUCAAAGUCGCACACCGGAAAAAGAGUUACUAGCACCACGCCAGAGGAAUGAUGGCGAAGAAGCAGAAGUUGAAAAACCGACAGAACAGAGUGAACCGCCGAGCAGUGGCUAUGUUACCGCCAACGCAUCUAGCAACUCCACAACUGCCGCUAAUACUAUUGCAAUGAGCUCAAACAAAACCACACUGGAGAUUAAAUCCGUUGUAUCCUUAGCCAGCACCGAGUUUACGCCCCACUGCUCGUCUUCAAAGUUAACAACUCAGUCGAAAUUUAUUUUAGAUGAAGCCGAAAGUCUGCCACACCCUGGCAAGCUCUCCGAGUGCAGCACGAUGGUGGGCAGUUUCACGGUGGAAGAAAUUGAGCUGACCACAGAAUCCGCGGAUGGUGUCAUUAGAACAGAAGAAGAAAAACCGGCCCCAGUUUAUGGGCAGCUAAAGACAUCCACCGAUUUUGCGUGUACCAAAAGGACCGAGGUCCUCCAGGCCAAUACUACACUCGGCAUGAGCUCAUAUGAAUUCACAUUACCGGAGGCCAAAACGACCAGCCCCGGGGCGACUGAUGACAAACAAAAAGCAGCAAUCCUGAAAGUCAUGGAAACGGUAGAAGUCAUGGAUACAGAUGAGCACGCAGAUGAUGUGCAUGAAGUUGAAUUUAAUGAAGAGCAGCAAAGUACAAUUAUAGCACCCGUUGCGGCUACAAUCGAGGAGUCGGACUUGUAUGCAAGUGCUCUGGGCAUACCAACGCAGCCAACUGAGAAUGUGGAGAUAGCGGAUAGCGAUUAUUCGGACGAUGUCGUUGCCUUGUAUGAGAACCAACGCGAGGCAGUGGAGAAGCACAAGAACCAAGCUGACACCAAUGACUGUAAUAGUAGCAGUAGCAGUGUUAUUAUCCUAUCGUCUCCCGCAUCUUCAGAAAUACGCACCAAUGAACCGUUCUACUUCAGGCCCGAAAGCGAUGAUGAAGACAACGACGAUGACGACGAGGACGAAAACGAUGACGAUGACGAUGAGGACGAUGAAGUUGAAGGUCGUACGAAUAAUGGUGACAGCUCGUGCUCGUCCAUAGAGAUUAUUUCUGAAGAAGAGGAGCUGGCUCCAGCGUAUCCGCAAGUGCCAAAAAAACAAAAACUUAAGACACCAAAAGGGCGUAUGACAUUAGCGUCACCUGCACUGGAAGUCAUAAGGGAGGUUGCGGAAAGUAAUGCAAGCUCUGAGUCAAAAACAACAACAGAAGAAAGCAAUGAAUCUAAGAUUUCAAGUGCACCCGUCGGAAAAAACGAAGAACGAAUGGAAGCAAAUAUUGAAGACGACGCGGUUGAGGUCGAAGACAGCUCUUUGCAUAGCAUGGCAGCAUCUGUAGAGAGUGAGAGCAGAUUUGUUAUUGAAGAAGUAGCUUCAAGCUGUGUUGACAUUGAAGAGCUAGCAAUGCGUGAAACUAUUACAUUCGAGGAUUCCGAUGAAGCCGAGCUAGAGCCAUCCUCGUCCGGAGGCACGAAAAAAGAAAUAUUCUUCAACAAAAGCGUAUUCAUCCAAGACGGUGCUGAGAUUACAAUCGAGCACUUGCAAGAAAGCGCCUACAUAUCAUCCUCGCAGGAAGUUUAUGAAUAUCUUGGCGGCGAUGUGUUCUAUUGUGACGCUGAAAAAACAAUUGGAACCAUGGAAAUGCGCGAAGAGCGCGAAAUAGAGAUAACAGUUGAAAGUGCCAGCACUUCGGCCAAUAUCUUAAAAGAAAGAGCAAAGGACGUCAUGCGAACCUGGGAUGAGUUGCCAACAACCUCUGAGAAGCUCAAACCAGAAGUUAAAUUACCGGUCAGGUCACCAAAAGAUGAUGGCAUUGAAAAAGAAGUAGAAGAAGAAUCACAUAAAGAGAAGAUAAGGCUUCCCUCGCAAACGGAAGUUGCGAUUGAGGGCACAGAAGAGGCCGAGAAAACAGAUAAGUCACCAAUAGGGAGCUCAGAAAAACAUGGGCAAGCGGAAUCGGGAGACGAGGAGCAAAUCAAGUUGCACGUAGAGGAAGGUGACCUUAGUGAAGCCGAAUUAACCGACACCAAAGCGGAUGGAUCUAGUGCCACAACAGAAAACGUCUCAGGCACAAAAAUAAAUGUGCCUCAAGUUGAGCAAACUGAGAAACACGUUGUUUCUUCGCCACAAAUCAUUUUGGAGGACCUGUCAGAAAAGCCAACUAGCUUUCCAUCGACACAAGAUACUAUAAAUGAGUCGGAGACAGUAGACAAGUCCGCCAAUUCACCGAAAAAGUCAGUUCAAGAGAAAGAAACUGAAGAGAAGAUGACUUCUAUCCGGGUUCAACCGGCUUUACCUAAACGCACAGAUUUAGUGGAACACGAAACCGAAAACCAUGCAAGCACCCCAACACAGAGGCGUUUGAGUCUGCGUGGCACCUCCGUACCACCACCUCCUGUCGAUAUAAUUGUCAAUACGCCGAUUGACGAAGGGAGUGUGUCAAAACGACGGCAUACGCGUGGCAUUUCGAUGCCACCACAAAGUACAGCACAGCAGGAGCGAGACGCCGCAGUGCAUACGCCUGAAACGCGCGUCAGCAGUCGGCGCAGUGUACGUGCAAGCUCAAUGCAACCCAGUGACGAUGGCGCCGCACAACUUGGCACACCGCGUGCUCGUCGUAGCACGCGUGGCACAUCAGUGCCGCAUGAUGCUGACGAAGCAGCCAGUACUAGCACCCCCGUGCGUACAGGUCGUGGUACUUCAGUACCGCCAGCUGCCAAAAUUGCCACACGCCGCCGCUCAAAUUUGCUCGACGCCGUCAACGAAAUUACCCCAGUCGCAGUGGACUCACCUUCGACGCGUACACGCUCUCGCAUGCGUUUAAAUUCCGGUGAUAGCGAAUUGGAUUCGUCCGUUGUGAGUGGCGGCGAACAAGCUUCUCAAGCAAAGCGUAUGCGUCGGACAUCCAUAUCGAGUAGCGUCUCAGAACAACCGACUACGCCCAGCAGCAGGCGUACACGUCAUAGCAUUGCUGCUGCUACCACAGAUACCACUAGCGAACUGUCCACGCCCAAAAGUUUACGACGCACAACACGCUCGCAGAAUAUAGAUGCGGAGAACCUGGACGCCACGCAACCGCUAGAGGAGCGCGAACGAGAGAAAUCGCCGAAGACAAGUGAGCAGACUACUGACGCGGCGUUGUACUCGUCAGCGCGCCGCUUGACGCGCACACAGCUCGCAAUCAUGGAGAAGUCAGCUGCACUUAGUAAAAAUACAAAUGCUGAGGGCUUGCGUAGUGGUGUAUCCAUAUCAUCACCCACAGCAAAGCGCGUCGGUAAACGCCGCAGUUCACGUUCUACGGUGCCCGAUAGCGACGAUCUCGAGUCAAUUUCUUCGCAUAUAAGCAAUGUUUCUGGCGCACAAAGACGCCGCGUGACACGCAGCUCUAUGAAGGAUAAGGAGGAGAAUGAUGACGAUUUGGUUAGUGUUGCCAGCUCUGUAGGUAGUGAACGUAAACAGAAGCGGCGUUCUAAAGAGUCCAAAAGCUCGCCAAACUCCACAUUAAGUACUAUACAGGAAGAUGAAGCUGAAGAAGAAACAGUGCAAAAGAAACGUUCCAGACUUGCUAAGAAACGUUCAGCUAAAAAUCAAGACGAUGCCAGUCCAUAAGAUCAAUACUCUUUUUUUAACUAAUUUUGUUGUUGUAAUGUCAAAUUGAAAGAAAUGUCAGUUGGCAAAAUAAAUCUUGAA
Molecule: messenger RNA, 8620 nt
Organism: Ceratitis capitata (Mediterranean fruit fly)
Lineage: Eukaryota; Metazoa; Arthropoda; Insecta; Diptera; Tephritidae
Gene: Elys
Exons: 11
Coding region: 335-8539 (2734 amino acids)
Molecular function (GO): protein binding
Source: RefSeq, a predicted model, not a curated record